Mesorhabditis spiculigera is the source of this 246-nucleotide messenger RNA. The record is from the annotation of a GenBank genome assembly. NCBI's taxonomy places the organism in Eukaryota, Metazoa, Nematoda, Chromadorea, Rhabditida, Rhabditidae.
AUGUUGGAGACCCACGAAAUUGACAUACCAUACUUCAGCUUCAAGGGCCUCGCCCUUGGACUCCCGCUCUUUAUGGCUCUACUCAUUUUGAUGUGCUUCUACGUUUCACAGUGCGCCUGCUAUCGAGCCAGAAAAGAGGUGGAUCUCGACUAUCACGAGCCCAUCAUUAUCUCCUCCGACGGAAGCGGACGCGAGGACGUCGACUCCAAGCAGCUUAUGAUAACGCCUUCUGAUGAGUCUGGAGAC